Molecule: messenger RNA, 10239 nt
Organism: Monodelphis domestica (gray short-tailed opossum)
Lineage: Eukaryota; Metazoa; Chordata; Mammalia; Didelphimorphia; Didelphidae
Gene: GALNT5
Product: polypeptide N-acetylgalactosaminyltransferase 5
Biological process (GO): protein O-linked glycosylation
Cellular component (GO): Golgi apparatus
Molecular function (GO): polypeptide N-acetylgalactosaminyltransferase activity
Source: RefSeq, a predicted model, not a curated record
ACCGGAAGCUCCGGUGGGACUAAUUUACUGUUCUCUCAGUGACUUAAUGCCAAUGUUUACCGGGGCUUUAACCAGGGCGGGCUAAGGACGCAUAGAUGGUCUGCUGUGAAAUGCCACGCAGGCAGAGACUGACAAGCAGCAGCAGGAGUUGAGCUCCCCCCCCCCACACCCCCCACCCGGGACUGCCGUUCCUGCUGAGGUUUCAAGGAGAGGGGGGUGGGGUGUGGGGGGCUGAUUUUUUUUUCCUUCUUUUUUGCUGCCGCCGCUACUGUUACUACAGCCGCUGCUGCUGCUUCUCCGUUCCAGGUAAGCAGCCCAGGCAGGGAGGAUAAGAUUCGGGGCAAACCCCGGGACGAUGAACAAGAUCUGGAAGUUUUUCCGAGGAAGCAGGAGAGCUCUGGUUUUUAUAUUCGUCGCUUCUGUCAUUUGGCUGCUGUUUGACAUGGCAGCUCUCCGCCUUUCAUUCAGUGAGAUUAACACGAAGGUUCUUAGGGAAGACCUCAUCCGGAAAGAACGAGAACAAUUCAAAGUUUUGCGAGAUCGAGAGAAGAUGCCCCCCGGCAGCAGAAGGGAAACCAGGCGUCCCCUGAAAGGAUCCGAAAAGGGGAAAUGGGGCAGAGAGAACUUUAGGAAGAACGAGAACACGUUGUUGAAGGCUGAGGACCAUGCAGACAAACUUCGGCAGGGACAGACCACGCAGCAAGUCCCUGCAAAAGGAAACACAGCCUCUACGUGGGGACUAGGGCAUCCGAAGAGCUUCCCCCCAUCUUCCCUUCCCCUCAGGAAGAGAAGUAGGGAGUACUCUUCCAGAGUUAGUAGCUCAUUUGCCCUGAUGGAAAGAAAACAAAAUGUUUCCAGUAGGUCCCAGAAAAUUCCACUCUUAGAAACAAAAGAAAUUUCAUUGGUAAAAUUAGCACAUGAAGUACCUUCCCAAGCCAACCAGGAGGCGCCUCUGAAGAAAAAUACAAUCAAGUCUACAGCAUCUGAUGGGGUGAAUAAAUGGGGCUCCAAAAGGACUACUGCUUCUAAACCAGCUGACUCCAAACCAGAGGCACUUAGAGAGCAAAUAGGUAGGAAAUUCUACAUUGACCCAACAGUGCCCAAAUCUGGAGAAACCAUAGCAUUUAACAAAAGUGAGACUCAGGCCAAAGAAAUAAAUGGGAAUAAGGAUCAAUUAGUCAGGAACUUUUCCCGACCUAAGUUCACUGGCAACAAAGAUCACAUAAAAACCCAAUCUGUAAAUGAAACAAGAUUGGAAGGCCUGCCAAUGAAUCAUGGGAUUAAAGUGGACCUUGGGAAGAAAUUCAAUUUCUCUGAAAGCCAUGUUGUGAUUAUAACCAAAGAGGAGGAAAUGAAAACGCAGCCUAAAAAGGUUCCCAAUUCCAGAGACAACUCAAUAGUUGUUUUUCCUAAGACACUGGAUGAAAAUCAAGGAAAACACAUUUUAAGGAACAGAAGUGAGACAUCUUUCCAUUUAGACUCUUCAGACAAAGUAGAUGUGCCUUCAACCAACAAAACCCCGACUGGAGGCUCAGAGUUAAGAUUCAGAAUAGCCAUUAAAACCCAAUCUAAGAUACAGAAUCAAACUGGGGAGAAAAUACAUUUACCUGCAGACCUUGGAAUGCAUCCAGUGCAGAACAUUGAUGUCACCCUUUCUCCAAGAGAUCCCAAAGCACCAGGCCAGUUUGGAAACCCUGUAGUAGUUCCGCUUGGGAAGGAGAAAGAGGUAAAAAGAAGAUGGAAAGAAGGAAACUUCAAUGUCUACCUUAGUGAUUUGAUCCCAUUAGACAGAGCCAUUGAUGAUACAAGGCCUACUGGGUGUACAGGCCAGCUGGUUCACAACAAUCUCCCCACCACCUCCAUCAUCAUGUGCUUUGUGGAUGAGGUAUGGUCCACUCUUCUUCGAUCUGUUCACAGUGUCCUCAAUCGCUCUCCUCCACACCUCAUUAAAGAGAUUCUCCUAGUGGAUGACUUCAGCACCAAAGAUUACCUGAAAGACCAGUUGGAUAAGUACAUGUCACAGUUUCCCAAAGUCCGAGUACUUCAUCUCAAAGAAAGGCAUGGUUUAAUAAGAGCCCGACUGGCAGGAGCACAGAUCGCAACAGGUGAUGUGUUGACAUUCCUAGAUUCUCAUGUGGAAUGUAAUGUUGGCUGGUUGGAACCUCUCCUAGAAAGAGUUUAUUUGAACAGAAAGAAAGUAGCCUGCCCAGUUAUUGAAAUAAUCAAUGACAAGGAUUUAAGUUACAUGACAGUGGACAACUUUCAAAGAGGCAUCUUUGUGUGGCCUAUGAAUUUUAGUUGGAAAAAGAUUCCUCCUGAUGUCAUUAAACAAAAUAAAAUAAAGGAAACAGAUAUAAUAAGGUGUCCAGUCAUGGCUGGUGGAUUAUUUUCUAUUGAUAAAAAAUAUUUUUUUGAACUUGGAACAUAUGAUCCUGGCCUUGAGGUUUGGGGUGGCGAAAAUAUGGAGCUUUCAUUCAAGGUGUGGAUGUGUGGAGGAGAAAUUGAAAUCAUUCCCUGUUCCCGAGUGGGCCACAUCUUCAGGAAAGACAAUCCGUACUCUUUCCCUGAAAAUCGGAUUAAAACCAUAGAGAGAAAUUUGAUUCGGGUGGCUGAAGUAUGGUUAGAUGAAUACAAAGAGAUUUUCUAUGGCCACGGUCACCAUCUCUUGGAGCAAAGUCUGACUAUUGGAAAUCUCACUCAACAAAGAGAACUCCGGAAAAAACUGGGGUGCAGAAGUUUCAAGUGGUACCUAGAGAAUGUCUUUCCAGACAUAGAAGCUCCUGUUGUGAAAGCCAGUGGGGUGAUAAUUAACGUGGCUUUGGGCAGAUGUAUUUCCCUUGAGAACGGUAUGGCUGUUCUGGAUGAAUGUGAUGGUGGUAGCAAGUCCCAACACUUCAACUACACUUGGUUAAAUCUUCUUAAACAGGGAGACAGGUGCUUAGCACCUGUCCCUAGUAUAGGAGACCUGAGCCUAUUUCCUUGUGAUAACAGAAACAACAAGCUGAGAUGGUUACACAAAUUGACGGGAGUCCUUCAUCCUGAAGAGAUGGAUCACCUUAUACUUGAAUACUGGGAGCAGCUGAGGUGCUUGGAGGCAAGCCAUUCUGGAAAGACCCUGAAGGUGACUGCCUGUGAUUCCAUGAAUCCGUAUCAGAAAUGGAAAUUCGAAGAAUACUAUGUAGUCUGAAGAGGAAAAAUCAGAGCCAAACUGUGAUUUUCUCAUCUAGUAAGGUCACUAGACAUUGGGACAAGGAUUUCAAAUAAUGUCACAUUAUUCAGUGGUGAUUUGAACACUUAAUGGCACUUGAGGAAGAAAGUCUAAAGCCACAACAGGAUGGUUUCAUGUGAAUUCAUGGUAACUCAGGGGACUGUUUUCCAACUUUGACCUGGGGCCCUGCUUCAGUAUUUGGCAACAGUGAAUUUACCUGUCUCCUUCAAUUAUUCUAGAACAUCAAUAUCUUACUCCACAAGCUUUAUCAAGAAGAUUGGCACAAAAUUAGAUUUAAUUCUAGAAUUUUUCUGUGGAGGAAAUUCAUGGUACUGGGGAAAUCUAUUUGGUGAACAUGGUAGUUUUGUGAGGGCAUUUGAUGAUAACCAAAGAUGAUCAAUCACACCCUGGACUUACUUCUUACUGCCUUCUUUAUGUCAAACAAAAAUUGCUUUAUCUGCUAAUUUUCUCUGACUGGCAUAGCCUCAGAUGUUUACAUCAGUCUGAGAUAUUUAAUAGUGGUUUAAUAGUUGUGUGAAAACAAGUGGAAGUCUGGAUAGCUUUGUAUGAUCCUUUCUUAUGCCAUGAGUCUAUAAAACUAGAUUAUUGGUAAAGAAGAGGUCUUUAAAUAUUUAACCAAACUCUAGCUUAAAGGGUCUUCCCAUUCCUCUUUACUCUUCAAAUUUCACUUCAAUAUCUGGAGCUAUAUUGAUAGCUUUUUGGGGUGGUAUGGAUUUAAAAGAGCUAAAGAUCUCACAACAAGAAUUAAAAAGAACCAAAGUACCAUUUGGAAGAAAUUUCUUCUUUCAGAACUAUGAUUCCACAUUGAGUGGCAACACAUUUAGAAAUAAAAAAUAAAACUCAGGCAUAAAAUCAAAAUAUAGUGUGGGACCUAAGUAGGCAGUCAGGAGAGACCGGAAAUAAAGGAAACAGAAAAUAGAAUUCUAAAAGGAAAAGGUUCUGUUACCAAAAAUAAAAAUAAAACUCCUCCCCAAAAUCUUAAAAAAUUCUCUGAAAUUGGAAAUUCAAUAUGACUCAGAAACACACAUAGAGGAGUGAGAAAUAAUGGACUUUUUAAAAUCCAUAAUACAUUUGGAGCAAAGGCAAUAAGAGGAGAAUGAGUUGAACAUUACCCAGAAAGCAUGAAGAGAAAAAUUAAGUGAACCUCUAAAUGAUAGGAGCAAGGCACAUGUUCAGGAGAGUUUGAUAAUGCUAAUAACAUAUGAAAUACUUAUUUGUUCAAAAUUGAGCCUCUGAACUUCUCAGGCAUUCCUGUAUUUUUGUGUGGACUAUAUUAUAGCACUUCUGAUACAAAAUCCAGAUAUAUAGGAAUAGAAAAGUUUUAAAAUCAAGGUAAAUCACGUAAGUCUUAAAAUAGACAACCCAACUAUUCCUGAAGAUAAUUAGACACUGUUUUUUUUAAGUAAAACUCCAUUGUAGAAACUUAACAUAAUUAUAGUUUAAAUUAUAUCCUGGAUGGACAUAGUGACACAUGGUACAUUUCUAACACCAUUAAAGAGAUAGCUAGAAGAUAUGAAUUCUUCUCCUCCAUUUAUGUUUGUGCAUUGUUUGUUCCCAAAACAACUAUCCCCUGAAACUUUUGACACCCCAGAAAGGGGUUUAAAGUUCAGCCUUCCUAUUUUACUAAUGAGGAAACUGAGGUUCAGAAAGAGCAGUUGAGCUGGACAUUGUCAAAGAGUUGGCUGAUAGAGCCAGGUCCAGUAGUGUGUAUGUACUGCUUCCCUAGAAGGAUUGCCAAACAGUGUGCUACUAUAUUAUAAAUAAUCAUAUCAGAAUUCUUAUAAGAAUUGCAUAAACCUUCAGGGAGGUAUAGGGAAAACAAGGCUGUUUUUCACCUGAUAAUGCUUUUGCUGUUGUUUGGAUCAGAGACAUGAGUAGGGUGGGAUAACUUGGGCUGUAUUCCCAGAGCUCUGAAUUUAUAGGAUUUUAUUCUAAAUAGCUGCUGCUGUUCAAUCAUUUCAGUUGUGCCCAUUAUCCCAUUUGGGUUUUUUGUGGCAAAAAUACUGGAGUGGUUUGCCAUUUCCUUCUCCAGCUCAUUUUAUAUAUAUAUAAGGAAACAGUGACAAACAGGGUUAAGUAAUUUUCCAAACAACUAGUAAAUGGCUGAGACCAGACUUGAAUUCAGAUCUUUUUUACCCUAGGCACUGCACUCUAUCUACUGCACCGCCUGGCUGUCCCAAUAGCACUUGAAGUUUAUUAGCAGCAUAGAAAGAAUAGAGCUGUGCACCUUAUUAACAAGGAUGGUUGAAAAAAUAAACUAUCUGAUGAGAAUCUGUAGCAUGCUUCCCCUGCCCCUUGACUAGAUUAUCCCUAUUGUUCACACUUGCAGAAUUUGUCCAAGGCACAAAAAUUCCUAGUUAUGGCUCUGGGUUCAGAUGGCAGAACUUCUAUGUAAACUGAAUUGAUAGUAAAACUAGGCAUCUUUAGAGCUGAUUCACUUUUUAAAAUAGCUACUACGCAAAAGUACAACUCUCAGCAAAGAUGGACAGGAAAGUCAGUUUUCCUCAUUUCAUGGAACACUUUGUUCAAAUAAUUGACACUGAAGAUGAAAUCACAGAGAAGGGAUGGAAAAUAAGACAACUCAUCUCAAAACAAGAAGCCAUAUGGAGAAAGUACUUGCCAGUCGCCAAAAGAAUCACUGAGUUAUUGACCAAGCUGAACAUGCCAUCCGAGUGUCUCAUGUCACUGGACCACCUCAAGUCAACUGUGAAAUAUUUCAAGCUAUUAUUAUUGUUCCAGCCUAUAGGACUUUGCUUCCUUGCCAAAAGCAGAUUUCUCAAAGAAAAUUCAACUUUGUUCUCCGAAGGACUUGAACCAGUCGGAAACACAGUCUGAGAUGUUUAGAUAUUUUGCACAAAAUUAUUUUCUCCCAUGUAGUCAUUGUGCCUUAUUCCUGAAUUUAUCUUAACAUAUUUAUCAUAUGAAGUUAUAUUGAACUCCACAUUGGGAAUGCUGUAAGGGACUGUUUUUUACUACAUCUUGUAUUUGGUUUUUCAUGUGCUGUAGAGUCUAAAAUGUAUUUUUUUUCGCUAUUCUAUCACAGUAAUUCCAUUAAUGAAAAACAUAUGUUAAGCACUUACUAUGAGCCAAGCACUGUGCUAAAUACUGGGGAAACAAAUGCAAAAUCAAAAUAGUCCUUACCCUCAAGGAGCUUAUAUUAUUAUGGGCAAGACAGUAUGUGAAGGGGAGAGCUGACCAGAAAAAAAGUUAUGGUCUGUUUAUCAGAAAGAGGGUGAGUGGAUCCACUAUAAAUUUGUUACCAUGGGUCUUCAUUGCAUUAAGGCAAACAUUCUGCUUAUCUUUAAUCAAUUGGCUAUCACAUUCUUCAUAACUACUGUUCUAAACCUUGUCUCUCCUCUGUUCUCCCAUGGUAUCAUCUCCCCUUCUCUCCUGAGGAACUCAUCUCAUACUUCACUGAAAAAAAAAAUGAAGACCAUUCAUGAUGUUCCUUUUUUCCCUCCUCUCUGCCUCACGUUACUCAGAUAUCUUCCACAACUAUCUCCUCCUUCAGUCUUGUUUUAGAUGAAGAGGUACUGCUUCUCCAUAGUCAAUGCCAAUCUUUUCCCCAACCACUAUUGAUCCCAUCCCCUCCCCUCCUCUGCAGCAGAUUGCUCCAUUAUGAUUCCUGCUCACACAUCCUUCCUCCUUUGCUGCUGACUACAAAUGCACUUAUGUCUCUCCCAUCAUCAAAAAAAAGUUUUAUAAAACCUUCCUCAAUCCAACAACCCCUGCUAGUUUUUAAAUAUCUCUCCUCACUUCUCUGCUAAACUUCUGAGAACCCCAUCUACACCAGGUGUUUUAUUUCCUCUUAAUUUUCUUUUUUAAUAUAUUGUAAUCUGGUUCCUGAACCUUAUCAUUCACUAAAAACUGUUCUUUCCAACAUUGCUAAUGAUUUCUUAACUAGUAAAUCUAAUAACCCUUUCUUAAUCUUUAUCCUACUUGGCUUCUACAAUCUUUAAUAUUAUUGAUUUUACCUUCUCUUGAAUAUUCUUUCUAGGUUUUUGUGACACUGCUCCCUCCUGGUUCUCCUCCUACUUUUAACUGGAUCUUUUCCCAAAUCCACCAACUCAGAGAAUCCACCAAAGCUAUAUUGGCCACUUUUCUCUUUUCCCUCUAUUUUAUCUCACUUGAGCAAUCUCCUUAGGUCCCAUAGAUUCUAUUAUCUUCAAUGAUUCCCCAGGUGGAAAUGAAUAUAUAUAUAUAUUGAAUUCUGAUUUACGUCCAGAGCUCCAGUGCCACAUCACCACAUAUCUUUUAGACAUCUCAAAUUCAACAUGUCCAAAACAACCUACUGUUUUUAUCUUCAAAUUCUCUCCUCUUCCCAACUUCCCUACCACUAUGGAGGGCACCAUCAUCCUUUCCCUAGUUACCCAGCCUUAUCCUUGACUCCUCUUUCUUCCUCACCCUGAAUAGAAGUUGCUAAAUCUUGUCAUUUCUGUCUUCACAGUGUCUUUCUCAUAUGUCCCCUUCUUCUCAUUCACAUAGCUAACCACCCUGGUACUUAUCAUCACUUACUAUUCGAAUAGACUUCUUACUUGUCUUUCCCCUCUCUAAUCUGUCUUCCACUCAAUUUCUAAAGAGAUUUUCCUAAAGUGUUGGCUUGAUCAUGCCAACCCCAUUUUCCAACUCAUUUAAUUCUAAUGAAUCUCUUUUACCUCUAGAAUCAAAUAUAAUCCUUUAGUUGGCAUUCCCUUCCUACCUUUCAAUUUCACUGCCCUCCACAACACACUACAGUCUAGCCACACUAGCCUACUUCCUGCUGUACCCCCUUUCCUGUCUCUGCCAUCUGAAUUGACUUUCCUCGAGGUCUGGAAUACUCUUCUUCCUUCUCACUUCUGUCUCUUAGUUUCCCUCACUUCUGUCAAGACUCAAACGAUACUCAUUCAAGGCCUUUCUGGGUCCCCCAGCUGAGUUAUUUGAAUGUCUGCUUCCUCCAUUAGAAAGUCUGUCCCUUGAAGAUAGGAUGAGUUGUCUUUCUUUGAAUCCCCAAUGCUUGGCACAGAGUGAGCAAUUAAUAAAUGUUUGAUGAAUGACUGAGUAGGGCAGUAAAUUGACAUUUUUUCCAGAAACACUAAUAAUAUUUAUUUCAUUAAAGUGAGGGAAAGGGAAGUGUCAUACCAAAAUGGAAAAUGGUAAUGAUAAUGCUGCAUGAUCCCAGAAUCCUGAAGCUUAACCCCUCCCAGCAAUGGCCCUUAUGGGUCUGUUUCAGACAAUAAGUCAAUAACAGCAACUAAAUUGAUGGUUAGCAAAUUUGUGUACCUUACCUAAUACCAGUGACAUUGAUCCCUAAACUUUCACCACCUUAAGAUUUUCUUUUAGCUUUUUUCUUGUCUUUUCUUCUUCUUCUUCUUCUUCUUCUUUUUUUUGAUUUGGUUUUUUGUUUGUUUUUUGAGACUGGGUUGCCCUCUCUCUUUCAAGCUAGAAGCACAGCAGCCUCUCUUGCACCCAAUUUCUUUUAUAGGCUGCAUAGAGCAUUGACCUACUUAGUUUCUGACCUGUUUACCCCUCCUUAUUCAACCUAGCUCCCCUCUUCCUCCUGAAGUCUCCCAUAUUAGACCUGGACACUACAGAUUCCCAAAUGAUUUAGCCCACCAUGGCUCAGAACUCCCAAGCUCAAGUGCUCCACUAGUUGUCUCUGCCUCUUUGGUGGCAGGGAUUAUAGGAGUACCUGAAGAUUUUCAAUGACUAUAAUCACUCAUAACUUUGUCUUUAGGCGGGUUGUGCUGAAAAGUAUUAGAGUCUUCUCACUAUUUCCAUGAAUAAACAAAUGUCUUAAAUGAGAUACAGAGGGAACCAGACUUCCAUCGAUUCCUGAAAUUCAUAUUCUGGGAAUUUGCAGUGUAAUACCUGACUCAUCCCAGAUUCAUUCUAGGAUUUUCUCAAAAGGACCCUUGCACAGAUGGUUGCCUGGAGCAGGAGGGCUAAUGCCCAGGAAAAAUAAUUUGACCAAAUCAUAACUUACCUCAACAACUUUCACAGCUGGCUUAGAGCCCAGCUGUCUGACUGCAUUUCGCCUCUUCUUUCAGAGUAUUAGCCUAUAGCUAUUUGCUCAAAGAAGACACAGCUGCUGUUGAUGCCAUCCUGUUUCAUCACCAGCAUCAAUUCUCUUCACUUCUGCUUGCUGACAUUCAAUCAGUUGUCAUCCAGGCAGCCACAAAUAGUCAUAUGUCAGGACCACAUCAUACUGUCACUUUUGUCACUGAAUUGGGGAAAUUUUGACUUAGAUAUUAAAAUGCCUUACUUCUGGCAUCACCCCAAGGAUUCUAGGGAACCAGUUCCCUCUGAUCUGCUGCAUGGGUGUUUGAUUAUUCCAGUCAAACAUGAUUUCUAAAAACAUGAUGUUUCAGAGAUGAACAGGGACCCAGGGGAAGAUACCAUUUACUGGUCAUCUUGGAAUGAUUUCCAAGGGCAUUCAUGCAGGAGAUUAAAAUGUGGGUGUAGCAGAUGGUGGAGUCCCUAUUUCUUUUAACUAUCCUAAUUUCUUUUCCAACUCCUGGAUUAUGGCAAAAUAAAUGGAAUACAUAUACACACAUAUAUUUGUACAUAUGGUAUGCACAUAUGUAUGUGUAAUAUAGGAAAAGCUGCACUUUAAAAGGUAACCCCAAAAGCAUGACCAAUGACACAGGCCUUGAUAUGCAUAUACAUUUAUAAAUUUUGGUACUCAAUCCUAUCUCUAGACCCCAGGCAUUUUCAUUGGCUGUUCCCCAAGCGUGGAAUACUCUUUCCCUCCUCACCUUCCUGCCUUCCUUCAAAUCUCAACUAAAAUACUACCUUUUAUAAGUAGCCUUCUCAAAUUCCCCUUCAUGCUAAUGUCUUCCCUUAUUGGUGAUCUCCAGUUUAUCCUAUAUGUUGCUUUUGGGACACAAUUGUUUCCAUGUGGUUUCCCCGUUACACUGUGAACUUCUUAAAAGCAAAGACUGUCUUCUGACUAUCUUUGUGGUCCCAGCAAUGUAACAUGGUAGACAAUAAAUGUUUAUCGACUGACCUCAUUUUCAGUACUUAAUACACAA